GACGCGACGCGACAUUAAGGCCGAGUUAAUCGAAACCCUAGGAUUCGGCGGAAUCCGAACCUCCUCCAUUUUAAGGCCCCGGAUAUUUAAAGCCGUUCCGGCGCCCCGUCGCCAUUACGCUCGCCGUCAUCGGCCCAUCUCGCGCAGUAGAUUUUGAUAUCGCGAGCCAUGUCGGACGAGGAGCACCACUUCGAGUCCAAGGCCGAUGCGGGGGCGUCGAAGACUUUUCCACAGCAGGCUGGAGCUAUCCGCAAGAACGGGUAUAUAGUGAUCAAGGGGAGGCCCUGUAAGGUUGUGGAGGUCUCAACGUCUAAGACUGGGAAGCAUGGCCAUGCCAAAUGUCACUUUGUUGGCAUAGACGUCUUCAAUGGAAAGAAACUGGAAGAUAUUGUGCCCUCGUCUCACAAUUGUGACGUUCCUCAUGUUACUCGAACUGACUAUCAGCUUAUUGAUAUAUCUGAGGAUGGAUUUGUGAGUCUGCUGACUGAAAAUGGUAACACCAAGGAUGAUUUGAGGCUCCCAACUGAUGAGACCCUUCUCACGCAGAUUAAAGAUGGGUUUGCAGAAGGGAAGGAUCUGGUGGUGACCGUGAUGUCUGCAAUGGGUGAGGAACAGAUUUGUUCCUUGAAGGAUAUUGGCCCGAAAUAGAUGUUCGGCUAUCUCAGUUAUUGUUGUUUUUUUAUCAAUAGAUUCUGUAAGAGCAUUGUGGAGCCAUUUGAGACUUUGAGAAAAUUUAUAAUAGCUAAGAACUGAGGGCAGUGAGUGAUAAUUGGGAUAUUAGCCCAACCUUUAAAACUUGGAUUUUAAAUUCAAAUUAUAUUCAUUAUUUCUCUGCUGUUAUAAAUGUUUGCUUCAUGCUGU
Molecule: messenger RNA, 861 nt
Organism: Elaeis guineensis (African oil palm)
Lineage: Eukaryota; Viridiplantae; Streptophyta; Magnoliopsida; Arecales; Arecaceae
Product: eukaryotic translation initiation factor 5A
Biological process (GO): positive regulation of translational elongation; positive regulation of translational termination
Molecular function (GO): RNA binding; translation elongation factor activity; ribosome binding
Source: RefSeq, a predicted model, not a curated record